UAAAGGUAAAAGACGAUUCUUUUUUACCUUAAAAGCAUUUUUAUCUUAGGUUAUAUAGCUUUUUCUCUUUGUUUUUACAUGUCUUGGGCACUAAUGGCUAGACACUUUGGUUGGAGUAUUAUGGAAGAAAGCUGGAGGAAAGGUCCUUGGACAGCUGAAGAAGAUAAGCUUCUUAUUGAAUAUGUCAAGUUACAUGGUGAAGGUAGAUGGAACUCUGUUGCCAAGCUUGCGGGGUUAAAAAGGAAUGGAAAGAGUUGUAGGCUAAGGUGGGUGAAUUAUUUAAGGCCAGACCUUAAAAGAGGCCAAAUAACACCACAUGAAGAGAGUAUAAUUCUUGAACUACAUGCAAGGUGGGGAAACAGGUGGUCAACAAUUGCAAGAAGCUUACCUGGAAGAACUGAUAAUGAGAUCAAGAACUACUGGAGGACCCAUUUCAAGAAAAAGCCUGAUAACUCCAUUAAGGCAAAAGCUCGAAUACUUAAAAGGCAACAAUUUCAACAGCAACAAAUCCUGCAACAACAGCAACAACAAUAUCAACAACAACAAAACCAAUUAGACAUGAAAAGGAUCAUGUCUUUGCUCGAUGAAACGGAACAUAAAGUUCCGUAUGUGCCACAGAUGAGUAGGCAAGAAACUAUGGGUACUACUAAUUCGUACCUCAACCACAACAGCACGACGGAUCAAGAACAAGGCUUCGUUUAUCCCAUGAUAAUCGAUGGCAAUGUUUCGAGCAGCGAUACAUCGAACGAGGAAUUUCUUUGGGACGGUUUAUGGAACUUGGAUGAUGAUUUCAAUGGGAAUUUCAGUGCUGCAUGUGCAACGAGCAAAGCUAGUUUGCACAAUUUAGCCACCCCUUUCUGCUAAUUUUCUUUGAUUUAACAUAAAUGAAUAACUUUUUCAGAUUCGGAUAGAGUGUUGGAUAUGAGUAUGGUUAGUUUUGUUUUAAGUUUUUUCAUGUUACGUCGGAGAUAAGUGUCUGACAAAAGUACUUCAAUGAAAUUGAAGAAUCCGAGCAACAAUGUUGUAUGAAAAUUUUAUGGUGUGAUCAAUUAAAAAUUUUUAUUUUUAGAUUA
Gossypium raimondii (Peruvian cotton) is the source of this 1073-nucleotide messenger RNA. Its product is annotated as myb-related protein 305. Gene Ontology annotation, cellular component: nucleus. NCBI's taxonomy places the organism in Eukaryota, Viridiplantae, Streptophyta, Magnoliopsida, Malvales, Malvaceae. The transcript has 3 exons. Bases 79 to 864 code for a protein of 261 amino acids. The record is from RefSeq and is a predicted model, not a curated record. Gene Ontology annotation, molecular function: DNA-binding transcription factor activity; sequence-specific DNA binding. Gene Ontology annotation, biological process: regulation of DNA-templated transcription.